This is a messenger RNA of Funneliformis caledonium, 1392 nucleotides long. Lineage: Eukaryota; Fungi; Glomeromycota; Glomeromycetes; Glomerales; Glomeraceae. The record is from the annotation of a GenBank genome assembly.
AUGUCCGUGAAAUAUUUAACAAAUCGAACAUUAUUUCAGAAAUUUUCUACAAAUUUGAAUAAAAGGUUUCUAGCAACAGUAUCCACUACAUCAAAAUUGGAAGAUAUUUAUGACAUUGUAAUAGUCGGAGGAGGUAUAGCAGGAAGUGCGUUAGCAUGUGCUUUGGCAACUUCAAACUUAACUAAAUUGCAAAAACGUAUUGCAUUAAUCGAAUCUAGUAACACAUCAAACAUAAGAGAAUGGAACCCUCUACAAGGAGAAUUUUCAAAUCGAGUUAGUUCUUUAACACCACGUUCCGUUCAAUUUUUCAAAGGGGUUUGGCAAAAUAUUAAUGAAGAACGAAUAAAACCAUUUAGUGAUAUGCAAGUCUGGGAUGGAAUAAGCGAUGCAAGGAUUCGAUAUAAUAACGAAAGUGAUAAAAAAGGACCGUUAGCAUGGAUAUUGGAAAACUAUAAUAUUCAACAUGCAAUUCUUAAAACGUUUGAUAAAGAUAAAAGUAUCGUUGAUAUUCUUGAUAAUACAAAAGUACAGGAUAUAACUUUUGAUAAAGAAAGUGGAGGUGAACAAUUCGAUCUUUCUGAUUGGCCUAGCGUUGAAUUAAGUGAUGGAAGAAAAUUAAAGGCUAGAUUGUUGGUUGGAGCUGAUGGAUUUAAUUCACCUGUACGAUCCUUUGCCAACAUCGAAUCGCUUGGUUGGGAUUAUAAUUCACAUGCAGUUGUUGCUACCUUACAUGUUGAUCCAAAUAUUGAAAAUAAGACUGCAUGGCAAAGAUUUUUACCAACUGGACCAAUUGCAAUGCUACCGCUCCAAAACGGAUAUUCUUCAAUGGUAUGGUCAACGACACCCAAUCUUGCAACAAAAAUCAAAUCAAUAUCAUCAAAAGAUUUCGCGUGCUUAGUUAAUGCAGCAUUUCAAAUGCGUGUAGCAGAUUUAGAAUACUUUUAUUCACAAUUAGGAAAUAAUGAAUCGGUGGACCUUCAAAGCGAAUUCGAAUGGAGAAAAAGUGUCCAAUUAAAAAAUUCCGAUCCCAAAGAAGAAUUUCCUCCUUUAGUUUUAGGAGUACAAGAAAAAAGUCGUGCUGGAUUUCCAUUAAGAAUGAGGAAUGCCGAAAGUUAUAUUAAAGAAAGAGUUGUAUUAGUUGGGUUAGGAUGCGGCUCAUACAAUACAUCCGUUAGCUGGACAAGGAUUAAAUCAAGGGCUGGCAGAUGUGCACCAUUUAUUACAAGAGACAUAAAUUUGUUAAGAGGAUAUUCGUCAGAGAGAUAUUUAUCGAAUCUUGUGAUGCUUGGAGUCGUAGACAAAUUACAUAAAUUAUUUGGUACAGAUUUUACUCCUACUGUAUUAGCUAGAUCUUUGGGCUUAAAAACUUUAAAUAAUUUGGAACCUGUAAAG